This is a messenger RNA of Paramuricea clavata, 3719 nucleotides long. The record is from the annotation of a GenBank genome assembly. NCBI's taxonomy places the organism in Eukaryota, Metazoa, Cnidaria, Anthozoa, Malacalcyonacea, Plexauridae.
GAACAAUAUUGAAAAUAUUUUGUUAUACUACACCUUGCAUUGUAAACAAAGACGGACGAUUCAACUUGUUUGACAAAAUACCUAAGAAAUGGCAUUGCCAAAAGUCUCAAUCGUAUUCCUACAGGUAAACCUAAAUUCAGAAUAGUAACGUAACAAUUUAUACAGAACAAUCCUAUCGAUAAUAACAACUGCGAUAAUUAUAUACGAUUUGUAAAGAUAAAUAACACUACUUCAGAGUGUUAUUUAUUUCCAAUUUCCAGCUAUAAUUAAAGCCAUAUACAGAUUAUUUUAUAGUAAUACUGCAAUACUUUGAACGAUACUAUAAAUGUUUUAAUAAAUCCUGUUGUUUUAGGUUGUCAUUGUAAUUCAUUUUGCUCUUACAGUUUGGUAAGUUCGUCAAUAUUUUUAUCAAGAUCUCCGAUAAGUCAGUAUGGAUGAAUGGAUGACCAUGAUUGGAUUUGGAUCAAGCGGCGCAAUGUUUGAGUGUUGUUUCACUCAGUAGAUUAGAGUAUAUUUAUAAAAACAUAUGUGAUAUAUUUUUCAAACAAAAUUUUCUUCACUAACUGGUAAUUUUGUUCAGUUACUAUUCUCCAAGAACUUGCGCUUGAAAUUUAUUGAAAUAAAACUGCUGAACAAUUUUGCAUACACUCAAGUUACCAUAGAAAAUUUAUUGAAUGAGAAUGACAGCUGUAGGCUUGAGACUUGAAGUAAUCUAAAACUUUUCAGUAGCACUUCAGUGAUAUUGAGAAAAUCGGGCUCUAUUAAACGUCAUUGUGGUCAAAAUGUCAUUAAAAAUAAUUUACUAAACUAAAAGCACGCUAAACGUAGCCUGAAUAUCAGACGGCCACUACUCGUUGAGAAUUUAAUUAGGCUAUACGCUAAAACGAGUUGUAGUAAAAUUUUCGCUUGCGUGCAAGGUACUGAUUGCCUGUGGGUGAAUGUGGGUGUAUAUUGACGCCUAGUAAUUUCAACUUACUGUAAAUUUCAAAUAGUUCUUUUAUUUUUUUAAGGGCAAACCAAUGCAUUUGGUUACCAGUAUCAUAUCAGUUUUGCAAUUUCCUUGUAUUGGCUGUAGGUGUUGGUGCUGUGGUGGCACCAUCUAAUCACGCCAUUUCAGAAUUGGUGAGCCACCUUAAUGUGGAGUAAACGAGGGCCCCAAUAUGGCCAGUGGCGGAAAUCUUGGUGGGGUGGGGGGUGUCCGCCCCCCCCCCCCACCUUCACGUAAAAUUGACGAAUUUUCGGAAAUUUUGACCUAAAAGAGGGCUAAAAACAGUCUUUUCGAGUGGAAAUGGGGGUAUGUCGGAAAUUUGAAAGUUCGGUGUCGGAAACUUAGGAGGCUUUGCCCCCCACCGGAAAAAGUGAAUUUCCGCCACUGAAUAUGGCUGGGAGGUUGUGUUUUCAUCAAUCACCGUUUGUAUGUGUGUGUGUGUCAGUGUGUUUGUGUGUUUGUGUCACCACGAUCCAAGGACACUGUUCAUGGACGAAUUGAUACAUUUUGGUUAAAUUUGGAUGAGAUUUUAACAAAGUUUGUUUUUCUUUGCCGCGCAGAGUAAACUGAGUUCGUAAUUUAUGCCUUAGGAGGGAGGGCGUAGGUGUUUCCGAGUCUUCUAGUUGUAUGAUCAGUAAUUGUAUCCUUGAGUUAGGAUUGCAACAAAUUCGUUUGUAUGAGAUGGAAAAUAGAAAACUAGAUAGACUAAUAUAGACGGAUAUUACUAGAUACACUAUAGAUCCAAGUAAUGGAAAUCAACUAGAAAUAAUGCAGAAAGGCAUUCUGACAAAUAUAUCUCGACACUAUCACUAUGUAUAUAUGUAUAGACAGCUAAGAUAAGUUAUAUGGACGCAAUAUGACAUCAGAAGUGCUUUUCUCAAAAUCCAAACUCAUUUUACAAUCUCUUAUACCAACCUCUUGUUUUACUUCUCAACUGAAAAUUCACUGAAAAGUCUAAUAAAAUUUUCUUAAUAGUUCUUAUUCGGAGUGGCAUUUGCGCUGUUACAUGACAUCAUUAUCAUUGCAGUAACAUACGACAAUGACAAGAAGACAGGUAAUCUCUGUCAUGUUGUAGAAUAACAUUUUAUCACCGGUAUAGCUGUGGUGAAUAUUAAAUAACACUCAUGGUUUUGCUAAAAAAUACUGUUAGCUAGCUUAUCGUUGAAUACCUUAUUUAUUUUAUAGGAUAUGUGUGCAAAGGGAAUAAAGAUCAUUUUAGAUUCAGUUUCGCGUAUCCUUUGCUUCUAACGUUACAGAUUUUACAAGUUUAAUACUGGGGGUGCAAGUAAGGAUUUCCUUUGGGGUGGAUAGGUUUUCGGAUCGUCGGAUUUCGCCGAAAAAAUUGUUCGGAUUUUGGAUUUACGGAUCUUAUUAAUACAGCGGAUUUAUCUAAUAUUUUGGCUCGGAUUGUGGAUUUUGCUUGCAAUUUAGUUCGGAUCCUGGAUUGUGACUUCAUAGUAGAGCUGUUAGUGGAUCCGAAUUUAGACAAGAGCAUUGUCGGCUCGGCGGAUUUUGCUUCAAAUUUAGGCGGAUCGGCGGAUUUGUAUACCCCUAUUCACCCCCUCUUCUUAAUUAAGAACUUCAGAUUUCAAACUCAAGAGGGAAGCAUUUUGAGUCAACCAAAAAAAAGAAGUUUCCUUAACGUCACAUCUUAGAAUGUCCAUUUUAAACUUGCUGUUGAAAGUGAGUAUAUUAUAAUAUAUGGAACUCUCACAAGUAACGUUUCCGUCUUUUUCAAGGACGUUGUUGUUAUACUUUACUCAAAUAUCAUCGUCUUUGUCAUUGUCAUUUUAGCCAAUCUCGCUAAUUCUAAUUGUUUCGAAUUAUCUCACUCGUGGUGACGGGGGACUGAAGGAGAAGGUUUCACAAUAUCGCGCGAAUAGAGGUAAUAUGGAUGAACCUUACUGGACCAAUGGGGGAAAAAUUUCAGUUUCAGUUGGAGGGACCAUCAAGAAAAAGGGACCCAACUAGUUGUUAACGGGAAAACUGGGAACUUGUAGGGGCGGGGGGUCUGGGGGUCCUCCCCCAGAAGAUUUUUGUAUGUUUAGGGCUUGAUUGUCUGCAUUUUUAGACACAAUUUGUUUAUAUAUAAUUCAUCCGCUAGACCUCGCGCGAGACAACAAUUUGAUCAUGGGAAUACUAAAACAAUUUUUUAACUAAGUUAUUCUUCCCUUUCUUGCUUAUCAGUAUUUUGGACUGAAGUGGACCUUCACGCGGGGGGAGGGGCAACAUAUUGUUCACUUUAGUGUUAAACACUGAGCCAGUUCCCUCAAAUUAAACAUUUCUUACAAAUCCUUCAAAACUUAGAAUGCGCACAAUUCCCACGGUGAUCACAGAAUCUUUGAUAGUGUACACCAGGCCUCCAAAUCUAGUCACCACAUUUCAUCUCAUUUAUUUAGGCACAGGAACUGAACCGCCAAAUCAAGCUCUUCCUCCUCAAGAACCACCACCAUACUAGAGAAGAUACAAGCUUGUUUUUGUGCAACAGAACUAUUCCAAUGUAUACUUAGCAUUCUCGAUGUUUAAUUUGCUGUUUUUUAACGAAGAUUUCAUGCUUGCCUCAGUCAAACUGUUGUAGGAUAGUGAUAUCUUUACUGGGUGUAAUAAAUUCAAUUGUAGCAAGUGUGUAUGAAUUCAAAUAUGGCAUAAAAUUGUCAAUAAAAAUUAUCAAAAACAUUGCUUCAAUUAAUUUAAAAAAAACAAAACAAAAAUAAUUAUUAAAAUACUUUUG